Messenger RNA from Galendromus occidentalis (western predatory mite), 748 nucleotides. RefSeq lists its product as uncharacterized. Lineage: Eukaryota; Metazoa; Arthropoda; Arachnida; Mesostigmata; Phytoseiidae. The coding region runs from base 85 to 585 and encodes 166 amino acids. The record is from RefSeq and is a predicted model, not a curated record. The transcript has 3 exons.
GUCGCCUGUAUUUGUACACAAAGAAGGAAGGACCAAAAGCCGCUAUAGUGGUCUGAUCACGCUCGGUUUCCUCUCAGUUACGGAAUGUUAAGUGAAUUCCCCUAUGAGAUAUAUGGAACUACAGUUCCCGAUCCUCGACACCUGCCGCAAAGAGAAAUAUUGAAAUACUUCGACCGUCCGCAUGAUUCUGGUCGUCUCAACGCAUCGAAGCUGUCGAGACCCAUCGUCCUCCGGAGCCAGGUGAACGCCUUCGAUCCGACCAAGUAUCGUUCUGAAACAGUACAGCGCCCAGCCGUCGGACCCGACGGAGUCGACUCGAGAGCAAGAACUCUUACCUCGAGCAGGAGAGCUGUCCCAGACGCGGAGCAUGUAGGGCGGCAACCGCAGGUCACGGAACGGAGAGCUGGUGUACCUCAGACCACGCACCCAGAUGCGGAGCAUGUUGGGUGGCGGCCGCAGGAGUCGGAACGGAGAGCUUCUGUUCCUCAUACGGCGCCGGCUCCAACGUCCCGACCGAAGGCAACCGUGAUGAAUGUUCAUAACAUACACAAAAACGACCCGGGCAUGAGUGACUGUGAUGACUAAUCUAUCAAUCCCAGCCAUGAGUUCAUACGAAAAUGUUUCUGACUUACUUCGCUCAAGUUUUUUGAUGGCCCAGUGUAUUUGCAAGGAAGUAUUGCACAGAGUUCCCUGAGGCGACUGGAAUUUCGUUGACCGGUGUAGCCAUAAAUAUGCAUCUGGAUUUUUU